Messenger RNA from Zalophus californianus (California sea lion), 5632 nucleotides. It is a transcript of the gene EFCAB14, whose product is annotated as EF-hand calcium binding domain 14. Gene Ontology annotation, molecular function: calcium ion binding. The coding region runs from base 991 to 2388 and encodes 465 amino acids. Lineage: Eukaryota; Metazoa; Chordata; Mammalia; Carnivora; Otariidae. The transcript is spliced from 10 exons. The record is from RefSeq and is a predicted model, not a curated record.
GGCUUACUGGCAGGCGGCGCCGGCGGCUGCUGCCAAAGGGGAAGUGAGCUGGGGCUGGAGCGAUGGCCUGGGUUUGGAGCCCGCGGCCGCCGCCGCCGCCACCACCACCAGCAAGUUGGGAGCAGCUGCGGCUGCAGCCGGAGCGGGGGCCGGAGUCGCGGCUGGAGUGGAGGCGGCGCGUGUGAGUUGCCGAGAGUAGCCAGAACACCUCAAACUCUGGGCGGGAGCGCUUCAGGUGGGCUGAGCCGCCGUCGCCGCUCCGCACCGCCCUACCCCCCAGGCCCAGACAGCAAGGCUGGGGUCUCCCAGGUGCGGGACUGGCACUUGGCAGGCUGAGCCCUCUGAGCCGUGCUCUAGGCCUUCCUCAGUCUCGGGCCCCCUUCAAACUCAAGGCGGAGGCCGGAGAGCGGUGAUCACACCAAGACACCGUCAUUUUCUUGGCGCCCAAGUUGUGUCGGGGUUGUAGCGGCUGCGAGCCCCUUUCUGCUGCCUCUUCUCCAGCUAGGGAGCGACUAGCGCGUUCUCACUGUCUAGCUCUGCACCCACCCCCCCUUCUCCCGUUCAAGAACAAGUUUCUUUUCGCUCUCUACUGGAAGUCCUGCCCCGGAAGGCCAAAACACCCAUCUGUGUGUCCUUCCUCAGCUCCUGGAGCACACUUAGAAAUAUUACAUACCUAUCGGAAGAUAAAGGUUGCUCCCCUUGCCACCCUCUUAUCUGAGACUCCAUGCCCAGAGCCUUACCCAUUUUUAUCACCAGCUCCCUGGCCAUCUCUGUGUGACAUCCCCCACCCAUCUGAGUUCCACUUUCCUCUGGGCUCCAAUCUCUAGCCCCCAGUGGAUCUGGUCAGUCCCACCCCUGGGUGGGAGUGACCCAGGGCUCUGGCCCAAAUUCCCCACCCUGGAAGGCAGCUCCAAGGUAGCGAGAGAAUUGGGCAUCGGGUACGAACCUGGCAGCUCAGGGGUGGGUGCACCACUCACCCCACACAAAAAGAUGAAGAAGCGCAAAGAGCUUAAUGCAUUGAUCGGCUUGGCUGGGGACAGUCGGAGAAAGAAGCCCAAGAAAGGCUCAGGCCACCGCCUCCUUCGCACUGAGCCUCCUGACUCAGACUCUGAAUCCAGCUCUGAGGAGGAAGAGGAAUUCGGUUUAGUUGAAAAUCGCUCUCGUUUUGUCAAGGGAGACUAUUUACGAUGCUGCAAGAUCUGUUAUCCCCUCUGUGCUUUUGUCAUCCUUGCCGCCUGUGUUGUGGCCUGCGUUGGCUUGGUGUGGAUGCAAGUUGCCCUGAAGGAGGAUCUGGAUGCCCUCAAGGAAAAAUUUAGAACAAUGGAAUCUAAUCAGAAAAGUUCAUUCCAAGAAAUUCCCAAACUUAAUGAAGAACUACUCAGCGAACAAAAACAACUCGAGAAGAUUGAAUCUGGGGAGCUGGGCUUGAACAAAGUCUGGAUAAACAUCACAGAAAUGAAUAAGCAGAUUUCUCUGUUGACUUCUGCAGUAAACCACCUCAAAGCCAACGUUAAGUCAGCUGCAGACUUAAUUAGUCUGCCUGCCACUGUAGAGGGACUUCAGAAGAGUGUAGCUACCAUUGGCAACACUUUAAACAGCGUCCAUCUUGCUGUGGAGGCAAUACAGAAGACUGUGGAUGAACACAAGAAAACCAUUGAGUCACUGCAGAGUGACAUGAAUUGGCACUUCUUGAAAGAGACCAGUGGAAGCAACCAGAUCAUUCCAUCACCUUCAGCCACAUCAGAUUUUGACAAUAAAACCCACAGUGAGAAUUUGAAACAGGAUAUCCUGUACCUUCACAACUCUUUAGAGGAGGUAAACAGUGCCCUAGUGGGGUACCAGAGACAGAAUGAUCUUAAACUCGAGGGGAUGAAUGAGACAGUCAGUAACCUUACCCAGAGAGUCAACUUGAUAGAAACAGAUCUGGUUGCUGUGAGCAAGGUAGAAAAGCAAGCGAACCUGUCCCUCAGCAUGAAAGAAGAUAGUUCAGAUUCUCAAGUAUCCAAGCUAAGAGAGAAACUGCAGCUGAUCAGUGCUCUCACAAACAAACCUGAGAGCAACAGGCCUCCAGACACCACUGACAAAGAGCAAGUACAGAGUUUCACAUCAAAGCCGUCGGCAUUGCCAAAAUUUCCACAGUCUCUUGGAGAUCAAACUGAGAAAGCUGUGCAGCUGAGACCUAUUGCCCUACCAGGAAUUUCUAGCAUCAAAGAUCUUCAGGAUUUAUUCCACAAGACUGGCCAGGACAUGGAUGGGAAGCUGACCUAUCAGGAAAUCUGGAACUCUUUAGGUUCUGCUGUGCCAGAACUAGAGACUUUGAGAGCAUUUGAUUCUGAUGGCGAUGGAAGAUACUCUUUCCUGGAGCUAAGGGUAGCUUUAGGUGUCUAGCCUCAUCAGGCAUAUUUUAGAAAUGGGUACAUACCCAGGACUACCUAAUAUCUACUCACCUAACACAAACAGCCCAUCGAUCCUCCAGUCCUCCAAACUACUGUAGCAGACACAUUGCCACCUUUUAACUUGUUUGAAAAGGCUAUAAAGAAAAGUUAUUUUUUUAAAAAAGAAGGCCAUUUUACCUAUAUGAUAUUCAGAAAUCUAUGAUUUCCUAAAACCAAUAAGAUCUUAAUUUCAAAAUUGCCAGGAAAAAAGUCAAGCCCUCUUUUUUUUCUCUUUCCUUUUUUUUUAGGGAAGGAAACCUUAUCUUUUAAAACUGGAAAAUGUGUAUAUAGAGAGAAUAAGCCACCUUUUAUAUUUCACAUAAAUUUGCCUUAAAUUAGCUGCACUUUAUACAGACUCAGAAAAUGUCUUUCUUUUAAAAGCUAGACCUUUUCUGUUUGUAAAUAUUUAAAAUGAAAGAAAGAAUUGUGCAUAUUUUGUGGGAAGUCGGAAGAAUAGUUUGAAACAGGCUGUGAACAAAUGACUUGUUAUUAAAAAUCGCUAAUGUUGGUAACAGCUGAAACUAUGUCCAUGUCUCCUUAAGACACCCUUCAGGUGCUGCUGUGGGGUUUGCCUUGGAGGCUGGAGGAAUAGAUUUGGGGAGGUGACCCUGUAAGGACAGUGCUGCCUCCUGGCUCAGAAAAGUAAGAUUCUGGCUUUUUGUUCCUGUCCCCUCAACUGAUCCCAACCUGUGAACCAGAGAAGCCUUGUUGGGGGUUUUUUCACUUUUAAUCCUAUUUCAGGGUUUAUGAGCAUAAACAGUUAUGCAGUGGGGAGCUACAUUUUCUGCACUGAGUGAGCUAGAUUAUCUUCCCCCACCCACCUACUCAAACCUCUCUUAGCUGCAGCUGGCUGCUGCCUCUGAUGCAGGCUCCAUUCUGAAUGGGAGGGGCUGCGCUCCUCGGCUCACUGUCUCUGCCCGGCUACCCAGGAGGGGCUUUAGGGGAUAGCUUUGCCCCUCAUUGUGACCCAGGAAACUCCUUGACAUUUUAUCUGGAGGCCUACCAAGAACGUAGUAUGUUCCUCUGUGCCCUAAAGCCAAAGGGGUUGUGAAGUGCAGCACAUGAAAUCACAUCAGGUUCCCUUACAGUUGUCAGCUCAGAAGUAGCUAGAGGCAUUGUGUCCAGAGGAUGCCAACCCAUAUCAAGUAGGCCUGGAGCAGGGGGGCACCACAUGAUGGCAGCAAGUUUUUUCAAAUCUCUUAACAAGCAAGUGCAAUACACUUCCCUUUAAAUAUUUCCAUAGGCCUGGUAUGAAAGGUCUCCAGACUGGAAGGAAUCACACGUCCGUAUUCCCUGUGUGUGUGCUGUGCUGUUCUUAGACGCAGGCUUUGGGCAACACAAAAGGAAGAAUUUUGUGAAACUUAACUGUUCUGUAGGCCAAGUCAGGGAGAAACUAGAGCUUUCAUGGCACAGACUUUAGUAGAGCUCGUUUCCAUUUUCACUUCAUCCUAGUUGCCCUGUUACCCAGGGAUGCCAUCGAGCUCCUUUAAACAUUUAAGGGCUGUUUUUUUUCUUUAUGUAGUCUUCAGUUUAGUGUUGGCUAACUUUGAUUUUUUUUCUGAAAGUGUUAACAUUUAGUUAAAGCAAGAUGAAGUCUUUUCCCAUGAAUGUGUCUGCUUACCUCAUUAUGGCUUGUGCUUCUCUUUUUUUAAAGAAAACAAGAUUUUUUUGCCUACCUGAGCUAUUUCUCUUUCUUGGAAAGGUUAAAAUAUAGCAUAAAGUUAGCCUGGCACUUUAGGUAACUUGAAGACAACUCUUUUUCUUCUGGCUGCCUUCCUUGCACCCCCCCUUUUUAAAUGUAUAUACCCUUAUAGAUUUUGUAACAACCAAAUAAAAUUCUAGCAAUAAAUUGACCUAUACUGCUAUAUUUGUAUAUACUGUACCAUAAAUAAUAUGUCUGUACCUGGAAGGUAUUUUUUUUGAGAACUGAUUUAUAUGAAAUAUACUUGAGGGUAAUGUAGCUUGUCCAUUUUAGUUUCAAAUUCUUAAUUCAUGGGCAGAUACUCCGAGGACCCCUUAAGUCUUUGUUGUCUGUACUUUUCUUUUGUAUCAGAUAGCUACACCUGGAGAAGGCAGUUUUGUUUUUCAGUUUCUCACCUGUUUGUCCCACCUCAAGCUCAGCUGGCUCGCAUCAUCCUGGAGCUAGCUGGAUCGUACCACUUGCUGUCACAUCAGGCAGAGGUGUUCUGGCCACACUCUCAGACUGACUACCCUUGCUGUGCUGCUGCCCUAGCUCCCAGGCAGAACGAGGGCAUCAGGUUGAGAUUCAUUGGCUUAAGAGUUUGAUGAGCCUAUUCUUCAGUGUUAAUUUGGGAGUUUUAUUUGCAAGUUGUCUGAACUUCCCCAACCUGUGACUUUUGAGCUGUACUCAAGCCUCCUUGCCUCAUAUCUCAGCUCUGAGAGGAAGAUUGGGUUUUGGUGUUUAUUUCAAAUACUUUCACCUUUUCACCCUGGCAGCUUCUACUGAGGCUUUCUUAAGUGACCCAAAGCACAGCUUCUCGGUUCUUCUUUGCUUUUGCCUGUACUAUCUGGGAUAAUGUUUACUUCAAGAGCCUCCCUAGAAAUCAGAGGACCAAAAACAUGUUCUAGGAAGAGAAGAAUCAAAGGAAUAGAGAACCUGGCUUAGGGAUAAGGGUAAUGUCCUCUUAAGGGCAGAGAGGGACCUGGCACUUAGGACAGUACACCCCUCACCUGCUGCUCGCUACUUUUCCUGCCAGUGGUGUUUCCUCACUUUACGUUUCUUUGCUGGACGUAACUCCGUUGCCCCCACCUCCCACUGCUGGUCUUGUGGUCACAGUUGAAGACUUUGACUGUGAUGGGCUCAUACUCAUAAUGGCCUGCUGUUGAGUUGUUUUUAGUGACAGCUUUUGUUUGCUACACACCUCAUUGGCUUACUUACCAACACCAGCUAGAUGUGGUCCCUUCUUUCAUAUCCUAACCGGAACACAUUUGGGUAUUCCUGAGACUUUAUAGAGUGUGUAUUGUUUGUUAUAUGAACCUAACCUACCUUGUUGUUUUCUCAUAUUAAGAAAUGUAAAUCUACUUUGCUUUAGUGGAGCUAUUUUCGUAAUGUAUGAGCAAUUUUGGUUCUGUUUGGAGAGUGAAUUCAAGGUCUCUAUGACUUGAGCUUUGCUUAUUUCAUAUCAGUAAUACAGCUAUUUUAAUUUAUCUAAAUAAAACAUUUCCUUUUUCUCCCA